GAUCUAACCAAAUAGAUUUGUAAGUAAAAAAGUUUUUAAAACUCUAAUAAAUUAGCGGUUAUUUUAAUUAUUCAUUUUAUAUAAUGUAUAAUUAAUUUUGUAAUAAGUCGCUAAAUCUUACUAAAUAGCACUAUUUUCACACAAUAUAUCCAAAAAAUUAUUACAUAUGGCUACGUGGAGUUGCCACGCUGAUCAAAUUGAUUUAAUGAAUUAAUUUCUGUUGGUAUGAAAAAUCUUUCUUACAAAUAAAAAAAAAAAGAAUUUUAAUUUAUCAAACAUGAUUCUUUGUGAAAUAGUGAAAGUGAAGUGAAAUAAUCGUGAAACUAGUAAUUUGGAGAUUUAGCAGAAUCUAUAUCAGGAGGUAAUUAUGUAUAAAUUAAAUGUGGCAACGUGGUUUCUUUUAAUCUUCUGAAAGUAAGGUUAUGAAGGAUUGUUUAUUAUUUGUGUUUAAGAAAAGUAUUUGUAUAAUGUUUAAUAGAUUUAGUUUCAAGAUUUUACCAAGCGUUUGUAGGUUUUCUCAAAAAGUAGCACAACCGUUAAGAAGUAAAAAACCUAAAUCAUCAACAUCCACUAUACAAAGUUACGUUGAUAUCAAACACCUCAGAGUAGUCGGUGGUAAAGGAGGAGAUGGUUGUAUUUCGUUUCUUUCUGUAUUUGGUAACGAAUUUGCCGGUCCGGAUGGAGGAGACGGUGGCAAUGGAGGUCACGUAAUUUUUCAACCGUCUGAAGACGUGAAAGACUUGAGUCGAGUUCCAACAGUAGCUCGAGCUAACAAUGGAAUUAACGGAACUACUAAGGAUUGUCAUGGAAAAAAUGCCGAUCAUUGUUCAAUUAAAGUACCCGUAGGAACAAUAAUUAAAGAUUCGACUGGUAAGGUGGUUGGUGAUUUAUCACAUCCAAGUUUGCUAUUUGUAGCGGCCAGAGGCGGUGCCGGAGGUAAAGGAAAUCACUACUUCAUUUCUGAUACACAACAAACACCCCAGAUUUGUGAAUAUGGAGCUCAAGGUGAAGAUUUAGAAUAUACUAUUGAAGUUAAAAGUAUGGCCCACAUUGGACUGAUAGGUUUCCCAAAUGCUGGUAAAAGUACUUUAUUAAGGGCCAUUUCGAGAGCCAGACCUAAAGUAGCACCUUAUCCAUUUACUACAUUAAAACCACAUGUUGGAAUAGUGCAGUACGACGACUACGAACAAAUAGCAGUUGCCGAUUUACCAGGUUUGAUACCAGAUUCUCAUAAAAACAAAGGAUUAGGAAUUGAAUUUUUGAAACAUGCCGAAAGAUGUACUGCACUCUUGUACAUAAUUGAUAUGUCAGAACCGGAACCAUGGCGACAUCUUGAAGUUUUACAAUUCGAAUUAUCACAGUUCAACGACGAUCUUAAUUCAAGACCACAAUUGGUAGCCGCAAAUAAAAUAGAUGUUCCAAUAGCAGAAGAAAACGUAGAGGAAUUGAAAAAAAGGACUGAUAUACCGGUUAUACCGAUUAGUGCUAAAUUGGGUACUAAUGUAUCAUCACUUCUAAGGGAAAUUAAAAUUAUUUAUGAUAAAGAGAAAGAAAAUAAACAGUGAUUAUUGUAAAAGCAAAUGUUUUUUCUUCGAGU
Messenger RNA from Diorhabda sublineata, 1597 nucleotides. RefSeq names its product mitochondrial ribosome-associated GTPase 2. Gene Ontology annotation, molecular function: magnesium ion binding; GTPase activity; GTP binding. The record is from RefSeq and is a predicted model, not a curated record. Lineage: Eukaryota; Metazoa; Arthropoda; Insecta; Coleoptera; Chrysomelidae. Bases 423 to 1565 code for a protein of 380 amino acids. The transcript is spliced from 4 exons. Gene Ontology annotation, cellular component: mitochondrion.